Messenger RNA from Cucurbita pepo subsp. pepo (vegetable marrow), 670 nucleotides. The record is from RefSeq and is a predicted model, not a curated record. Lineage: Eukaryota; Viridiplantae; Streptophyta; Magnoliopsida; Cucurbitales; Cucurbitaceae.
GCCGGAAUCUUUCGUACCACAGAGGACGGUGAAGGGGAAGUCCACGCCCUUCUCCUCACUGCAGGGUCCAAGGGAUGCAAAUAGCUCCAUGAAUAAACCGAUUGGAAUUCAUUAUGAGACGGAUUCCCAGACAGAAUCAGCUAUUUCAAAGGUGCUUUUUGAAGAGUUCAAGCGUUCUGAACCAAACCAAAGUGAAAGCUCAGUUUUAAGCGGUGCUAGUGAAGCAGAUAUCUUCAGUACAGAUGAUAUGCUAGAAUCGAGGAAAAGAAAGAUGUUAAGUGAAGGCUUUGCUUCCACUACCCCAUGUGAGAGCCAAGCGAGGAAGAAGAAUGUGGUAGUUCUUGGAGGCGACCCAAAACCCGAGAAAAAGAGAAGGGAGGCGGUUCAUGAUAUCAGAAACAAAAAACCAAAACCUCUCUACAAUCACUACGCAAGUGGCGGUGGGUGGUGGGACUGCGACAUGGAAGGUGUUGAUAGCGAAGAGGUUGGGCUUGGUGAAGUAUGGGAAGGAGUUGGGUCUACUACGCUUGGAGGAAUAGAAUGGCAUUGAGUUUCUUGGCGCUUCAUCCUCUUCACACUGUAAAUAUUCUCUUUUCUCUAGACUUUUUUUUGUCAUUUUGCUUCUAAUCAUUGUCUUAGAUUGUUUGACAAUUGAGUUCUCUAUAAAAUU